GCCGAGCACGUGACCAGUAAUCACUAGCAACAAGAUGGCGGUGGUUGUGCGGAGUUUGCAAGAUCAGCUCGAAAAAGCCAAAGAAAGCUUGAAAAAUGUGGACGAUAAUAUUCGAAAACUUACGGGCCGAGAUCCAAACGAGUCGAGACCGGGCCAGUUCCGUCGGCUCAGCGGCCCAAUGGCAGGCCUCAGCGGAGGUAGAGGCAGAGGAAUCAACCUGCUCAGGCGCAGUCUCUCGGACAUGGGAACUGGCGGCCCCCCUGCCAAGCAAAGGGACAUCGAAGGAGCCUUGCUGAGGCUGGCAGGAGACCAGAGGGCCAGGAGAGACAUGCGCCACGACAGCGACGAUGACGAUGAUGUCAAAAAGCCAGCGUUGCAGUCCUCUGUUGUAGCUACCUCCAAAGAGAGAACACGCCGAGAUCUUAUUCAAGAUCAAACCAUGGAUGAGAAGGGCAAACAGAGAAAUCGGCGCAUGUUUGGUCUGCUGAUGGGUACGCUGCAAAAAUUUAAGCAGGAGUCCAACGUAUCUUCAGAAAAGCAAAAACGCCGUUCUGAGAUUGAGCAGAAACUGGAAGUUCAGGCUGAAGCUGAGAAGAAGAAAGUAGAGAAUGAAAGGAGAGAGCUGUUUGAGGAGAGAAGAGCCAAGCAGACAGAGCUGAGACUUCUGGAACAAAAAGUGGAAUUAGCUCAGCUGCAAGAGGAGUGGACCAGCCACAACAACAACCUGUUGAAAUUCAUUCGCACAAAGACCAAGCCUCACAUCUUCUACCUUCCUGGAAAAAUGUGCUCCGCAUCACAGAAACUCCUCGAAGAGUCCACCAAGAAACUAAAUGCUGUGUUUGAGGAAAGGCGUGAAGCUUUUGCUGAGCAACUCAACAAGAUGGAGUCACGUCCCCGGCGCCAGAUAAACCGCGACCAGGACACCAACACUGCCGCAAGGAUGGACCAUCCGGCGGAGGGUAAGCCAGCAGGUCAGGCAGCCAAGUUGACAGGUAAAAGGAGUGUCGCAGAGAUGGAGGAGGAGGAAGAUGAGGAUGAGGAAGGUCAGAGGGAAGGAGAUAGAAUUGUGAUAGAAGGGGAUAAUGGGGAGGGAAACAAGGAAAUAUUAGAAAAAGUAGAAGAGGAGGAAGGGAUGGAGUUUAGAGAGGAAGGAAGUGAGAAAAAAGAAGCUGAGGAGGAGAGGAAGAAAGAGGAGAAGCAAGCAAGCCCAAAGUCAGAGGAAAUGGAGGUGGAAAUAGAAGCAGAGAAGGAAGAGGAGAUGAAGGAAGUCAAAACAGAUGGCAGACACGGGUUUGUAGACCUACAAGAGAAACCUGUAGAAACCCAGGCUUCUAAACCGAGGGAAAACCGCCAAGAAGCAGCAGAUCAGCCCCAACCCAGCCUCGCUGUAGAGGGUCCACCAGAGCAGCCCCCUCUGACAGAGAACGCACAUGCAGCCCAAGAAGCCCAGACAUCAUCCACAGCUGAUGUCCAGGACUCUGCCAAUGAGAAUCGGGCAGAGGAGCUCAAAUCAACUGAGGCCCCGCAACCGGUGCCCAAUUCCCAAGAGGCCCCUGUCGUCAGCCCUAAAAAAGAUGAUGGUGAUGGUGACAGGGGGAGGAAGAAGGCCAAGUCAAGUAGACGCCGCAGUAAAAGCUCCUCCUCGUCCUCCUCCGGGUCCUCGUCAGACUCCUCUUCAAGUGGAAGUUCCUCCUCUUCUUCUGGAUCCAGCCGCUCCUCGUCUUCAUCAUCUUCGUCCUCUAACAGCAGUCACAGCCGCGGUAGAGAUGGUGGCAACCACAAGAGGCGGCCAUCAGAGAAAGGUACAGACAAGAAGAGGGAGGAGAGGAAGAGCACCAAGGGAGGAAGGAGUAGUAGAGGAAAGGACUCCAAAGAAUCAAAGGAGAAGAAGAGGAGGAACGAAGAAGGCAGAGGCAGGUCUUCACGGAGCGAAGGGGAACAUAAAGAUAGAGAUGGGAAGGACAAGAGACGCUGAUGUGAUGCGAGGUUCUGAUUUUUAGAAAAAAAUUAACGGUGAAUGGUAAACAGACGUCCAGUGGUCAUCAGUCUUCUGUUUUUAAAACUUGUUUAUUUUUUUUAAAACCAUGGGAGGAUUUCUCGUGGUUGGGCUUCUUCCUGUUGGGUCUAAAUGUCAAAUUAUUAUUUUUUUUUAAUUUCUUUUCCAGCUUUUGAACAUUCAUGUAAUGUGGUUGGACAAAGCAUCCGUCAGCUUGUGUCUGAGCCCUUUUCUAAAGAUUUUAGAGAAACGUCAUAGCAUCUUUGCAUCCAAUAUGUUUGAAUUGCAGCCCAACAUUUGGGAAUGAGAUGUCUUUUGGGGCUUUGGAAAUGUGUUUUACGUGAAUGUUGUGGGAAGAGUGACCAAUCAAAGGUUGUUAAAAUGGUUACGAAAUUGUUAAUCCACUCUGACACUUUGAUCUAUUUCAAGUGUGACUUGUUUGUUUUGAAUUGAUUACGAAUUUUUUUUACUUGUAAUUUGCUUCAAAUUAAAGUUGAGCUGUGAGUGGAAA
Oryzias latipes (Japanese medaka) is the source of this 2507-nucleotide messenger RNA. RefSeq names its product pinin, desmosome associated protein (gene pnn). Lineage: Eukaryota; Metazoa; Chordata; Actinopteri; Beloniformes; Adrianichthyidae. Gene Ontology annotation, cellular component: catalytic step 2 spliceosome. The record is from RefSeq and is a predicted model, not a curated record.